Molecule: messenger RNA, 2392 nt
Organism: Drosophila elegans
Lineage: Eukaryota; Metazoa; Arthropoda; Insecta; Diptera; Drosophilidae
Gene: fat-spondin
Product: spondin-1
Exons: 5
Coding region: 110-2257 (715 amino acids)
Biological process (GO): cell adhesion
Cellular component (GO): extracellular matrix
Molecular function (GO): serine-type endopeptidase inhibitor activity
Source: RefSeq, a predicted model, not a curated record
CGGCUUGAUUAGUCUGCUGCUGAGCCUCGCCUGGAAUAGUCGCAUCUACUGUGGAGCUCAGAAAUCGUACAAGUCGUCAAGUGAUAACGCGCGAAACAAAGCACUGGAGAUGGGGCAAUCGCUGCCGCUGCUCAUCCGCCUUGUCGUCAUCGUCUGGCUGACAAUUAGUACGGCCACCGCCUGUCCCCGGGCGCCCACCCAUUUGAACCACGGACGACGCACACGCGGCGACAAUGGAUACAAAUUAAUUGUGGCCGAUGGACCCAGCGGCUAUGUGCCCGGCAAAACGUAUAAUUUGCUCCUUCUUGGAUCUCGAACCCACACGAAAAUCCAGCAUUUUACCCACUUCACCAUUGCGGCGGAGGCGCAUACUGGAGCACGACGUCCCCAGGCAGCCAGUCCGCGGCGAGUGGGUCGCUUCCAGCUGUUCAGCGAUUCCCUGACCAAGUUUAACGAUCGCUGUGUGAACACUGUUUCCGAGGCAGACUCCUACCCUAAAACAGAGGUCCAGGUGAUGUGGGUCGCUCCAGAGGCGGGUUCCGGAUGUGUUUCCUUGUCCGCAAUGGUCUAUGAGGGUCCCAAAGCCUGGUUUGCGGACGAUGGCAACCUAUCCACGGUAAUCUGUGAGCGGAAACCGGAUGCAGCUGCUGCCCAAAAGGAAUGCUGCGCCUGCGAUGAAGCCAAGUACAGCUUUGUUUUCGAGGGCAUCUGGUCGAAUGAGACCCAUCCCAAGGACUAUCCCUUUGCCAUUUGGUUGACCCACUUCUCCGAUGUCAUUGGCGCCUCACACGAGGCCAACUUUUCGUUCUGGGGCGAGAACCACAUAGCCACUGCCGGAUUCCGUUCCCUGGCGGAGUGGGGCUCACCGACUGCUCUGGAGGGGGAACUGCGGGCAAAUGGGCCCAAGUUGCGAACACUGAUCAAGGCCGCUGGCUUGUGGUAUCCGAAUGUCAACCAAAACACCUCCGCCAAGUUCCGUGUUGAUCGCAAGCACCCGAAGGUGUCGCUGGUUUCCAUGUUUGGUCCUUCACCCGACUGGGUGGUGGGCAUUAGUGGCCUGGAUCUCUGCACCGAGGACUGCAGCUGGAAGGAGUCAAUGACCUUUGAUCUGUAUCCCUGGGACGCGGGCACCGAUAGUGGUAUUUCUUAUAUGUCACCCAAUUCGGAAACGCAGCCGCCGGAGAGAAUGUACCCCAUCACCACCAUGUAUCCGGAGGAUCCCAGGGCACCCUUCUACAAUCCUCAGAGUCGCGAGAUGCCUCCUCUGGCCAGAUUGCACUUGAGACGCGAAAAGAUCAUUUCCCGGAACUGCGAUGAUGACUUCCUGAAGGCUCUCCAGCUGGAGGUGUCCGACGAUGCCGAGGAGCAGGACACCAGAGCCGAAUGCCGGGUGAGCGACUACUCCGCCUGGAGUCCGUGUUCCGUGAGUUGUGGCAAGGGAAUCCGCAUGCGCAACCGUCAGUAUUUGUAUCCGGCGGCGGCGGAUCAGAGCAAGUGCUCCCGCCAGCUGGUGUCCAAGGAGAUGUGCGUGGCCUCCAUUCCCGAGUGCGCUGGGGGAGAUGCUGCCUCCUCCCAGCCAAGAGAUCGCGGCGAUGAUGAGGGCGAGGAUCUGGCCAACUCGCAAUCCCUGGUGGGCAGCAAUGGCGAGGGAACCGGGCUGUGCAAGACCACGCCGUGGACGGUGUGGUCCGAGUGCUCCGCCAGCUGCGGCAUUGGGAUCACCAUGCGCACGCGCUCCUUUGUCAACUACUUGGGACGCAAGCGAUGCCCCCACAUCUCGGUGGUGGAGAAGAACAAGUGCAUGCGGCCGGAUUGCACGUACGAGCAGGUGGAGCUGCCGGAUCCGCAGUGUCCCACCACGCAGUGGAGCGACUGGAGUCCCUGCAUCGCCACCUGCGGCAAGGGCGUGACCAUCCGCACGCGUCUCGUCCUGCUGGAGAAUGGGCCGGACAAGGAGAACUGCACGCGGCGCAUGGAGCUGCACCAGCAGAAGGAGUGCGCCGGUCCCACCGACUGCCACAUCAACGCGGAGCAGGCCAAGGACAUCUGUGUCCAGGCCCCGGAUGCGGGUCCCUGUCGGGGCAACUACAUGCGCUAUGCCUACGAUCCGCAGAGCCAGCGCUGCGGCUCCUUCGUCUACGGCGGAUGUCGUGGCAACCGGAACAACUUCCUCACGGAGAACGACUGCCUGAACACCUGCAACGUGGUCAGGGGAUCAGCUCCAUCCAGGUCCGAUCGGAGGCGGGCUGGUCCGUAGGGCAAGGCUAUGUGAAGAAGGAGUCCCUGCCUGCUUGCUAGGACGGAGAAGAUCCCUUUGCUCCUCCGUUGGUCACUUGUAAAUGUAAAUGUACCUCCUUCAGAAAUCUUAAAUAAAGAGACAUUUUAACAGAAA